GAGGUAUAAAUAUAGUUUUGUACAUCAUCCCGCUGACGGCCCGCACCAAAAGGCAAUUCAAGUAUUAGAUAGAAGACCAUACCCUGGAUACUAGCCUAGUGACCUCGCUGAUGAAUCUCCGCUCAAGCCACAUUGACAUUUCCUAGAUUUCCUAAUUAACGUUGUCUUCAGUUCACACGGACAGCAUGAUAAUAUCCACACUCACUCUCAACGACGGCAAUCAAGUCCCCUGGAUCGCAUUUGGCACUGGUACGGCGUUCCGCCAGCAAGAUGCACAGAAUGUACAUAACGCUGUCGAAACCGCCAUCGCAAACGGUUUCACGCACCUCGAUGGUGCCCAGAUGUAUGAGAACGAAGAGAGCUUGGGUACUGCCAUCAAGACCUCUGGCACGCCUCGCUCUGCGCUCUUCGUCACCACUAAGCUCAAUCGACUGCAGCCCGACCAAACUGCUAAGACCGCGCUGCAUGUGUCGCUGAAGAAAUUGGGCUUGGAGUACGUAGAUCUAUACCUCGUGCACGAGCCCGGCCCCCAUGCGGGCCGGCUGAAGGAGGUGUGGAAGGUGAUGGAGGAGUGCAAGAGGGAAGGACUGGCAAAGUCCAUUGGUGUGUCGAAUUUCGAUGUUGCGCAUCUGCAAGAGAUCUUGGAGGACGCCGAGUUUCCGCCUUCGGUGAACCAGGUUGAGAUCCACCCGUACGUGUGGAAGUCCUUGCAGCCCGUGAUUGCGUUGCACAAAGAACAUGGCAUCGUUACGUCCUCUUAUGGCGGCCUAUCGUCCCUCUUUCGCACACCAGGAGGGCCUCUGGAUCCCGUCAUCGAGAUAAUCAGGGCACGCCUUGAGUCCACUCGAGGACAACCCGUGUCGAUCGGCCAAGCACUCAACAAGUGGUUGCAGCAGUACGGUAUUCUGGUCGUCACCACGUCAAGUAAAGCGGAUAGGAUGAGAGAAUAUCUUGAUACGGCCAACGUUCCAGAGUUGACAGCUGAGGAAAUCGAGUCGAUUGAGAAUGCUGGAGCGCAGCAUUACUAUAAAUUCAUCGUACUGUCCGACUGA
Suillus clintonianus is the source of this 1052-nucleotide messenger RNA. Its product is annotated as NADP-dependent oxidoreductase domain-containing protein. The record is from RefSeq and is a predicted model, not a curated record. Gene Ontology annotation, cellular component: cytosol. NCBI's taxonomy places the organism in Eukaryota, Fungi, Basidiomycota, Agaricomycetes, Boletales, Suillaceae. The transcript has 3 exons. Gene Ontology annotation, molecular function: oxidoreductase activity, acting on NAD(P)H as acceptor; aldose reductase (NADPH) activity. The coding region runs from base 186 to 1052 and encodes 288 amino acids.